Molecule: messenger RNA, 5027 nt
Organism: Bombina bombina (fire-bellied toad)
Lineage: Eukaryota; Metazoa; Chordata; Amphibia; Anura; Bombinatoridae
Product: zinc finger protein ZFP2-like
Exons: 10
Coding region: 77-2326 (749 amino acids)
Biological process (GO): negative regulation of transcription by RNA polymerase II
Molecular function (GO): DNA-binding transcription repressor activity, RNA polymerase II-specific
Source: RefSeq, a predicted model, not a curated record
ACAACUAACGGUAACCGCCUCAGGGUGAGAGGUGUCACAUUUAUAGCAUCUGACUCAGUCACUGACAAAGAACAAGAUGAAGAAAUACAGGAAACAGAUAGCAGAGCAGUUCCUGAGUCAGGCCCUGGGCAUCAUCUGCCUGCUGACCGGAGAGGAAUACACCAUUGUGAAGAAGAGGCCCUCCCACAGCAGCGUUCAACAGCUGAGCGGAGAGGUGCCUAUAAAGUGUGAUGAUGUUGCUGUGUAUUUCUCUAUGGAGGAGUGGGAGUAUAUAGAGGGACACAAGGAGCUUUACAAGGACGUCAUGAUGGAGACUCACCAAGCAGUAAGGACUAUGGAGAUCCCAGGGAAUGAGAGCUCAGAACUAACAGGUCACAGAGAUGAAAAUCUAUACACAGGAGCACAUAGAGAACUUGUACAGAAUAUUCAGCCAGUGGAGACCCCAUCAGACGUCUCUGCAGAUGACAUUAAUACUGACGUAGAUGUUAAAACAGAAGAUCUGAGUGUAAUUUGUCAGCUGGAAGCUCCAAUGCAGGAAAUGUGUGACAGUGACAAUGAAGGUGAAAAAGAUGCUAACAUUUUAUGUAACACAGAACAAACAGAAGAUCAGGGGCUAGCAAAUAUGCCAGAAGCUGCAAAGCAGGAAAUAUCUGACAAUAUAAGUACAGAUGAAAACAAUGCUAAGAUUUCAUGUAACACAGAACAAACAGAAGAUCAGUGGCUAAGUAAUAUGCCUGAAGCUGCAGAGCAGGAAAUAUGUGACAAUAUAAGUACAGGUGAAAGCGAUGCUAAGAUUUCAUGUAACAUGGGACAAACAGAAGAUCAGUGGCUAAGAAAUGUCGAACCAUCAGAGCAGGAAAUUUGUGCCAAUAUAAGUACAGGGACGCAGGGUGCAAGUGAAUUCACAAACUGCAAUAAUCCUAGUUAUGAUCAGAGUGCAGAUGCUUCUUUACAUCUUCUUCAAAAUCAAAGAAGCCACGUGGGAAAUGUAUGUUCUGAAUGUGGGAAAUGUUUUCUUAAGAAAUCACAUCAUCUUAAACAUCUAAAAAUUCAUACAGGAGAAAAGCCAUUUUCCUGUCCUAUAUGUGGGAAAUGUUUUAACCAUAAAAUAAGUCUUGUUGCUCAUCAGAAAAUUCAUACAGGAGAAAACGAAUUUUCGUGUUCUGAUUGUGGGAAAUACUUUACUCAGAAAUCAAAUCUAAUUCGUCAUCAGAAAAUUCAUACAGGGGAGAAAGGAUUUUCAUGUCUUGACUGUGGAAAAUGUUUUAUCCUGAAAUCACAUCUUAUUAGGCAUCAGAAAACGCAUACAGGAGAAAAAGCAUUUUCAUGUUCUGACUGUGGAAAAUGUUAUACUCGGAAAUCAACUCUUCUUAUGCAUCAAAAAAUUAAUACAGGGGAAAAAGGAUUUCCAUGUUCUGACUGUGGGAAAUGUUUUACUCGGAAAUCAAAUCUCAUUACACAUCAGAAAAUUCAUACAGGGGUGAAAGGAUUUUCAUGUUCUGACUGUGGGAAAUGUUUUACUAUGAAAUCAAAUCUCAUUACACAUCAGAAAAUUCAUACAGGGGUGAAAGGAUUUUUAUGUUCUGACUGUGGGAAAUGUUUUACCCGGAAAUCAACUCUUCUUCUGCAUCAAAAAAUUCAUACAGGGGAAAAAGGAUUUCCAUGUUCUGACUGUGGGAAAUGUUUUACUCGGAAAUCAAAUCUCAUUACACAUCAGAAAAUUCAUACAGGGGUGAAAGGAUUUUCAUGUUCUGACUGUGGGAAAUGUUUUACUAUGAAAUCAAAUCUCAUUACACAUCAGAAAAUUCAUACAGGGGUGAAAGGAUUUUUAUGUUCUGACUGUGGGAAAUGUUUUACCCGGAAAUCAACUCUUCUUCUGCAUAAAAAAAUUCAUACAGGGGAAAAAGGAUUUCCAUGUUCUGACUGUGGAAAAUGUUUUAUCCUGAAAUCAUCUCUUAUUAGACAUCAGAAAAUUCAUACAGGGGAGAAAGCAUUUUCAUGUUCUGACUGUGGGAAAUGUUUUGCUGCGAAAUCAACUCUUAUUAAUCAUCAGAAAAUUCAUACAGGGGAGAAAGCAUUUUCAUGUCCUGAUUGUGGGAAAUGUUUUGCUCUAAAAUCAAAUCUCAUUACACAUCAGAAAAUUCAUACAGGGGUAAAAGACUUUUCAUGUUCUGACUGUGGGAAAUGUUUUAUCCUGAAAUCACAUCUUAUUAGGCAUCAGAAAACUCAUAUUAAAAUAAAUCAGAGUUUAACCUCCCAAUUGCAGAGGAAUAAUAUGGUAGUUGUCACCCACACAAUACCAAGUGCUGAUGAUGACUGCAUGUGACCCCCUGGGACAUGCAGUUUUGGGGCUGUUUGAGGUCCCUUCUGCACCUCAAGCGUUUAUGAGGUGACCCCACGGUGGAUUUGAUAGAAAAAUUAUGAUUUAAAUCACUAGUCCGUAAACCCGAUUUAAAUCAUGGUUUUUAUUUUUUUAAUAAGUCUUCAGAUUAUUUGUUUACAGUUAUACCAGGCUAUUACUAAAUUGGUUAUAUAUCAUUAGAUAUGCAUAGACAGAUCAUUGAAAUUGAUUAGAUUAUUUGGAGGUGAAGUUUAUCCAGUUUAAUUGGUUAAUCAUUCACAUUUGAUCAACUUUUCACCUGUACUUUAUUGGAAGGAGGACAAUUAUUAAAUUAAUAAUAACAAUAGAAAUAGUUUUAUUUUACUAAAACAAUAACAUUAUUCUUCAUUUUUAAUGCUUGCCCCUCCCUCCUCACACUUAGGUCCAUGUGCAGAUCUAUUCCUCUCCAAACAAUCUUCUAUUCAUUGACUUACUUAGUAUGGGUUGAUUCUGUGUACAUUGAUUUGCAGGGGAGCAAUGGCAUUAAAGGAAAGUGAAGUCAAAAUUUAAAGUUUCCUGAUUCAGAAAGAACAUGAAUUUUUAACAAUUUUCCAAUUGACUUCUCUUAUGUAAUUUGCUUUGUUGUUUAUGUAUCCAUUGUUAAAAAGCCUGCAUAGGUAGGCUCACUAAGAUGCAAUGCACUACUGUGAGCUAGCUGCUUGUCACGGUCUCACCCAUCGUAUUCAUAUAGUCCCCAGUAAAGCAUUGCUCUCCUUCAACAAAGGAUUCUAAGAGAAUGAAGCAAAUAUCAUACUAUAAGUAAAUCUUAAAAUGUUAUGUUCUAUCUAAAACCCAAAAGUUAUCUUUCAUGUUUAUGUCCCUUUAAGGUCUAUUUAUUAACUCUGUAUGUUCAUUUUCUUCCUAAUGGGAAACAGUCCACAGACACAUUCAUUACUUAUGGGAAAUAAGAACCUGGCCACCAGGAGGAGGCAAAGACCCACCAGCCAAAGGCUUAAAUACUCCUCCCACUUCCCUCAUCCCCCAGUCAUUCUUUGCCUUUCGUCCCAGGAGGUUGGCAGAGACGUGUCAGAAGAUUCUUUUUAUUUUACUUUAUUUUAAUUAAUUUAAUUUUAUUGUGUCUCUUAUGGAGGGUGCUACCUUUUGAAAUGAGAUGGGAGUUUUAAGUUGUCCUGUCAGCCUCUCGUGGAGGGCCUGGGUGAAAGUGAGAGUCAGGAGAUGCAGUGGGAGCUUCCCCUGCGACACCUUCCCGACUCAUAUUCACAACUCCUUUCAGCAUUUGGCGUUGCUGAACUUCGUUUCGCUACCUGCUGUUCUCUCUCAAGUCCAUGGCGGAGGCGAUGCUACUAUUCGUCACACUUGAAGGGCCGUGUUCCUGUUCCACGGCGUGGAUUCCGAUUAGAUUGUUUCAUUUUAUUACAUUGCUGUGAUGUGAUUUAUUAUGACAGUUCAGUGUGGGCUUUGCUGAGACACCUGUUUCGAUCUGGGAAUUAAGGGAUUAUCUCCCCUUUCAGGGGAGUUAGUGAAUGGGAUGGGGUUGGUUAUCAUGUUUCCUAUGUGAUCAUCCUGCUUGUGUACGGAAAUUUGGGCUCUGAGGGUGAGUCAUGUAUCAUUUUGCUAAGCAUGGCCUUGAGCUACGAUUUUAUUCAGACUUGCUAGUUUGUUAUGGGGCCUAGUUUUACUGCAUUUGGGAUUUCGUGGGGCAUCUGGUAACCGUGCGUGUUUACACUUGGGUGGGUCUUUUUUCCCUUCCGCAUUCCUGACCGAGUGGAGAUGGAGGUAAAAGUCGCUGCAGAAUCUGUUGGUGCUCUACAAAUAACCGAUAAUAAUAAUAAUAAAGAGUCUGCUUCACUGAGGCCUGGUCAUAAGGGGUGGUGAGUGCCCCAGCCAUUGUAGGUGUCAGGUGCCAGUUUCUUUCCAAAUUGCAUCUUUAUUUUUAGUCUUAGCCAUGGAGGAUUCUAAUGCCGAGACUAUUUUAAUAUCUGAAAUGGAUUAUGGAAUUCUUAAUGGCGCGCAAAUUGCCCCUUGCACUAUCACCUAUCUGCUCCCAAAGACAGAUAUAUAAUGGAAAGAUACAAGAAAUAUAUAAAUUGGUGAGAGUGCGCUAGCAGCAACAGGGGAUGUGUCACUGGUAUAGGCAAAUAUAUAAAAUCAAUAAAGCAAAUAAGUGAUAAAAUACAAACACAUUUAUAUCAAUAAACACAUAGGUAAAAUCCUGAAUUGGUUCGAUUGUGCUAAACAGCAGCAGGGAAUGUGUCACUGAUAUAGGCAAAUGUUGUUUGAAUAUAUUAUGAAAUCAAUAAAGCAAAUUUGUUAUAAAAUACAAACACAUUUAUUUGAAUAAACACAUAGGUAAAAUCCUAAUUUUAUGACUGGUCUUAAAUAUUUAAAAAACUAAAAGAGUAAAGGCAAGUAUUUCAAUACUUUAAAAAUGCUAUUGCAUAGAGUUAAAAGAAAAUUGGGGAUUUACAUAUACAACUUGUUUGCAAGUUUAGAAAUAUAGUGGUGCACUACUCUUUAUGUUGCGGUAGUAGCUGAAUAGCUGAUAUAUCACCAAUCCACCUUAUUAUUUUGGUACAAAAGGUUUGACUGUUUGCACACAAAACAAAGUAAAGUUACACUUUGAGAAGAAAAGUAAAAAAUAUGUGUAUAUAUAUGAAUCGUUUCAAUAAACGACUAGUCCAAAUUG